Geosmithia morbida is the source of this 225-nucleotide messenger RNA. RefSeq lists its product as uncharacterized. NCBI's taxonomy places the organism in Eukaryota, Fungi, Ascomycota, Sordariomycetes, Hypocreales, Bionectriaceae. The transcript has a single exon. Bases 1 to 225 code for a protein of 74 amino acids. The record is from RefSeq and is a predicted model, not a curated record.
AUGGCGUGUGGCAACUCAGAGCACGAGAACCAUGCCGAGACGGUGCACUCUCGUUGGCGGCAUGCCCUACCAUCAUUCGCUGACCUGAUGAGUAGGUUCGAGCUAUUCCUCCUCGGAGAAGGCGAGAAGAAGAUUGAAGAGAAGGUAUACUCUGGUAGGAUCCACCCCCAGACGGUUGCAAUCUUUUGCCCUGCGCUGGCGUGCCCAGAAGCUGACAAUCCGUAG